This is a messenger RNA of Planococcus citri (citrus mealybug), 3027 nucleotides long. RefSeq lists its product as uncharacterized. Gene Ontology annotation, molecular function: nucleic acid binding. The record is from RefSeq and is a predicted model, not a curated record. The transcript is spliced from 2 exons. NCBI's taxonomy places the organism in Eukaryota, Metazoa, Arthropoda, Insecta, Hemiptera, Pseudococcidae. The coding region runs from base 1631 to 2710 and encodes 359 amino acids.
CAACCUACCUCACAAAGAUUUCUAUAGAGACCUACAUCUGGCUGUUUGCAACAAUACACUAGUAGGUAUUGAUUCUGUGUUACAACUUAUCAUCACGUUAUCGGUUAUUCUAGUGCAAUCGUUCAUAGCUCUCUAGUCGUUCAUUUCGCGUUCAAGUGUGACUUUUUCGCUCAAUUGUUCAAGUUCUCGCUCCACAGUUGCAUUUUUGUACGCGUAGAUUACCGUGAAUUUUGAAACAUCUUCAGCAUCAACUUACCUACAUUCAGAACGUAAUUAACUGACAUUUUCAACCAGCUGAAGAAAUAACGAUGUAUUACGGAUAUCAAAGUAUGCCUAAUGAGAAUACAACCCACGUUGAUCACUUCGCAUGCCAAAUUACCGACUUGGAAAAUGAAAUAUCAAAACGAAAACAGAUCGGUGAGCGCACAGCGAAAAUAUUUCACGAUCAUCUUACAUCAAUUUACGAAAAUUUGAAACAAUAUGAAACUCAAUCACGAGCCAGUGCGGUUUAUAAUCUGCCAAUAACCUCUAGCUUGAACUUGAACUUGAGUAAACUUCGUGAAGCCUACACGAAGGUGAUAAAUCUUCGAAUAAAAUUGACCGAAAUGAUACCUUCAGCCGAAUCAACGUCAUCGACUGCAGAAGCCAAGGAAGUUGAAUCCAUUUUAACAAAACAGCCCAACAUAAAGAAACUUUUUCGGAAACAAACUUUCCUCGUGAUACAAAUCGAAUCGCUAGAAGAACAAGGAGAUAUUUGUCCGACAAAAGCUGAAGUAAUGUACGAUCACGUUUCUAAACUUUACGACUCGUUCACCUCAAAUCAAAUUCAGAUCGAACAGAACAUCGACGAUCGUGCUGCUCUCGAAAUUCAACAAAAUAUCGCUACAGACGUCCAAGCAAAAGUCAUCGAUUUUCAAACAAAACUGAAAAAAAUCAUCAAGUCGAUCGCAUCAACGUCAAUUUCGCAGCCGGAUGAGACGAACGUAAAUUCAAAAAUUCGGUCUUCAACGGAAUACAAGACUCCAUUUCAACCCGAACAGACCCAGCAGUCGUCGGAAUCAGAAAACACUCUUCGAUCGAUCGAUCUCAAAUUAUCCAAUCUUGAAAGUUUAUACAAAGAUUUAUUGGAUUCGCAAGAAGAUACUCGUAGAUCUGAAACUUCGACUGAUAACAACGAUAUCCUCGACUCUCUCUAUGAUAAUUUAGAUAUAUGUAUCUAAAGAUAUCAAAAAAAAGAUGACUUGUCUGGAAGAAGCACAACGUAAAUUACGCGAAGAUAACCAACGUAGUGAAAGAAUCAUUCUCGAUAAACUGAAUCAAAUCUUGCAAAUGAACAGAUCACAGAGUUCUCAGAGCUUAAAUGAUAUUUGUGCCAGCUCACUACAGCAACUACAGACCGCAAAUGAUAUUUAUGCCAGCACACUACAGAAACUACACCCAGCUAUUUCAAUUCCACUUCCACCGGUUGCCCGCAAAUCACGCUUUGAUUGUUAUACUACAGGGUGUUCCAGAAUAACCUUUCACAUUUUGGUGAGCACUGAUCUGCGUUCAAAUGGUGUUAGGGGAAUGGUAAAAGCGGUUCCAGGUAGCCAACACAUGCCGAAUUAUGUUUCAGUAGUUAUUUUUUACCAUGGAGAAGUGGACGGCUGUGCAGCGCGCUUUUAUCGUAAAGGCCUUUUUCAAAAAUAAUGACUCGUACAUUAGUGCAAUUCGUGCCUUCCGCAAACAUUUUAAACUUACCGGUAAAAGUGAAGUGCCAUCGAGGCCAACAGUGAAAUUAUGGGUAAAAAACUUCGAGAAAACUGCUCAUGCUUGUAAACAUAAGCCUACAGGUCGGAAAAGAUCAGUAAGAACGCCAGAAACAACGGACCGAGUAAGGCAUUCAGUACAGACUACCCCUACCACUUCAAUACGUAAACGAGCAUUAAAUUUAAAAAUCAAACCAACUUCUCUGCAAGGAAUUUUAUCUGAAGACCUCAGUUUCCAUCCAUACAAGAUUUUAAUCAUUCAAAAGUUACAAAAAACUGAUUUUGUGAGAAGAAAAUCAUUUGCCGAGGAUAUGCUUACAAGAAUUGAUACUGGUGAGAUUCCAUUGAACUCGUUACUCUUUACUGACGAAGCUCAUUUUUAUCUAAACGGUGAUGUGAAUAAACAAAAUAUGCGCUACUGGUCGACAGAGAAUCCGAUGAUAAUACACGAGAAACCUCUACACUCCGCUAAGUUGACUGUUUGGAUGGGCGUGGCUAAAUUCGGUAUAGUGGGACCGUAUGUGUUUGAUGAAACGGUGAACAGUGAGAGGUAUCGCAAAAUGUUAAACGAGUUUCUCAUUCCUGAAUUGAAACGCAGACACAAGUAUAGAGUUACUUGGUUCCAACAGGAUGGCGCUACCUGUCAUUCCGCGACGGAAACGAUUUCUUUAUUGCGUGAGCAUUUUGGUCAUCGAAUAAUUUCGCUGAACACAGAAAUUUCAUGGCCACCUCGAUCCCCUGAUUUUUCAGCAUGUGAUUUUUUUUUAUGGGGUUACCUCAAGUCAAAAGUAUAUCAAGAUGAUCCUAGGACUCUGAAACAGCUCCUAGAUAAUAUUAUUCGUGAAUCAAGACUGAUUAGAAGAGAAAUGCUCAACAAAGUGUUCAAUAAUUUUAAAAAACGUUUGGUCGAUUGUGUCAAAAAUGAUGGAAAACAUCUCGGUGGAAUAAUUUUUAAAACAUAAUUUAUAAUGAAAACUCAAAUAUAUGAUCUGAAAACGGCACAUUUCUACUUCAUUUUGGUUAUAAAAAAAUUUCCGCAACCAUUUUUCUCUCAGAGCUACUAAUAAAACAAAAGUGAAAGGUUAUUCUGGAACACCCUGUACAACCACAUAAGCAUCAUUUUAAUUUUAUUUAAACAAAUAAGUGUGUAAAUUGACGUAAACUACUUCAUUAGUUAGUAUUUUUUUAAACAAGGUAAUUCAUGAUCACUGAUGCAAUAUUGAAGAUGUUAGAGACGAUUUCACCUGUAAUGGUUCUUAAAAUACAAUAUUCAAUCUUA